Blepharisma stoltei is the source of this 1603-nucleotide messenger RNA. Lineage: Eukaryota; Ciliophora; Heterotrichea; Heterotrichida; Blepharismidae. The record is from the annotation of a GenBank genome assembly.
AUGCAAGCAGAUCAAAUAAGCUCCGACUUUAGAAAUUUCAAAGUAGAUGCUGCCUCGCAAACUGAAGAAAAGCAAAUUAACAGAGCUUUUCAAUGUAGCAUAAAUAAUGAAAUUUCAAUAGACUCUCCACAAAACUUUGGUUUUGAUAAACAUCAGAUCGCACCAGAACAGAAUAAAAUACCAGUUUUGGUUAGUAAUGUGUCAAAUACGGAAGCCCAUGUAGUUUUUACAUCAAAAAUAUCUUGCCCUGUCUGCUUAAAUGCUUAUGAUGAGCGUGACUUUAUUCCUAAAAUUUUAAGUUGUGGCCACACACUUUGUAAUGAUUGCUUGCAAAGCAUUAACAACUUAGGGCUAAUUGCAUGCCCUCUAUGCAAAAAACAAGAGAGGAGGUCAAUAUUCAAUAUUCCUACCAAUUUUUCAAUAUAUGAAGUGAAUAAAGCUUAUAAGCACGUUGAAUUUUGCGAGCUACAUAAUAGAGAAGCGGGACUUUACUGUAAAACUGAUCAUACUCUAUUAUGUUUCGACUGUAUAAAAUCUCAUGUAAAUCAUGAACUAUAUUCACUUUCUGAUUGACAACUUGCUAUUAUUGUUGAUGAAAAAGAGAAAUCGAUUAGUGAAACUGAACUUAAAUUAACCACUUGUAUUUCUAAUUAUGAAGCAAUUUUUAGCCAAAUUCAAUGGGAAAUAGAAAUAAUUGAUGAACUAACAGAAAAACAUACUAAAAGUUAUAAAGAAGCUAGAAUAAAAAUUCAAAAAGCAGUUGAUAAUGCAAUGAAAAAAUUAGCAAAAACUAUGAUGGAACAGCACAAUGAAAAAGUUAUAAAAAGCCAGGAGAUCCUUGAUACAAUAAACAAAGCCAUCAUAGAAGCAGAUGAAAAAUAUAAAAAAUUUACAGAAGAAAAAGAGAUAUUUGAAAAGGCUAAUCUACUGCAAAAAUUAGGAUGGAAAUUUAAUUAUGAUUUGAGUUUAGAAGCAAAUAUAAAUUAAAUAGUGCGGCGAACUGCUAACUCUUAUAAUACCUGUAGCUAGCAGUCUCGUUGGAAGAGCUGGUGUCCUUGUGAUAGAGAGGAAGGCGUUCGGGAAUGCUGGAGUUUUUCUUGUAUCAAUGCCAUGUCGAAAUAGUUUUUUAUCUGUAGGGAAAGGAAAUAUAAUAGUUGGAAAUAUAUUCCCCAGAUGCCAAAAGUGGGUUUCUUUGCCAAUCAGGCAUGCUUCUCAGUACAAUACCAGACUCUGCGUCCUGAGCUUUGAGCUUUUCGUUUUAGCUAUCAGAUGACCAGAAAAUUCUAUUUUUCUAAUUUUCUGGAAGCUAAUCUUUCUAACGCACAGUAUGGUGACCAAGAGUUUCCAACUCUCAGAGAGUGCAAGCUCUUUAGUGAGGAGCAACAAAGCGGAAAUCAGUUUCUGGACUGACAAGCAUAUAGCGGAGCGACAAUAGAGGCUACUAGUGAUCUAAAAUACGACCUACUGGGAAAUUCUGUCUCUAAGUAAGAGUUUAGAUACAAAAGAAUUUGAAGAUAUAAAUCAAAAAUUCAUUGAAGAAUCUGAAAAGCCCAGAAAUUAUAUAGAUGAUAUUCUUAAAGAAGUUAUGCAUAUAGUUAAAUAA